AUGUGCUUUGACGGUGCAGCUGUAAUGAGUGGAAGGCAUGCAGGUGUGCAAACGAUUUUACGUGAGAACUAUAUGACUAGAGCAAUUUAUAUACAUUGUUUCGUUCACAAACUGAAUCUUGUAAUUUGUGAUGUAUCGAAAGUUGUUCCUUACUUGUCAGAAUUCUAUUCGAUCGUAUCAAAGAUUUACACAUACUUUAACGCAUCAAGUGUCACGAAUGAAUGCUUUAAAAACAUUCAACAACAACUAUUAACAGAAAAUAAUAAUAUUCCAACAUCAUUGAAGAAAUGGUCUAACAUACGCUGGGAUAGUAGAUGGUCUUCUGUUAAUGCGUUGAUCGGAAAUUAUAAAAGUCUUUUACUUUCUUUGGAAGAAUUAGAAAAUGAAAAUGAUGAAAGAUCAGUUGAUGCGCGUGGUUUAUUAUUAGCACUUAAAGUACCAAAAUUUAUUGUUACACUUUUUAUUGUUCAUAAAAUAUUUGGUAUUAUUAGAAUUCUUUCUGAUCAGCUAAAAGCUAAAACAAUGGAUUUUCAUAAAGCUCAGUGUUUAAUCAAAUCGGUUAUCAAUCAAAUAGCUGAUCUUCGUGAUGAACAUGCAUUUUCUUUUAUAUAUCAACAGAUCACAACUUUUUGUACAGAACAUCACAUUGAUCUUUCGUCAACACCAAGACCAAUUAGAAAUAAAAAAGUUUCAUCGAGAUUCAAAGAUGUUAUUAUUAAUAGUACUAUUGGUCAACGUGAUUAUUUGAAUAAUGAAGAUGAUUAUCGAGAAAAUCUUUUUCACCUAACCAUCGAUGCUGUAUUAAUAGAAUUAAAUGAUCGUUUUUCUGUACAUAAUUUAGCAGUUUUAGCUGGUAUGUCAGCACUUUGUCCAGAUAGCGAUACAUUUCUGCAAAUUAACAUAUUAAAAGCAUUUGCAGUACAAAUGAAAGCUGAUUUUUCUUCAUUAUCCAAUGAAAUGCAAGUAAUUAAACCGAUGAUAAAAGAUACAAAUACAAAAUUAGAAAAUAUUAUUGAUUUUUAUUCUUAUCUAUUACCAUUGAAACAGGCAUUUCCUAUAAUAAUAUCUCUUAUCAUUGCUGCUAUGACAAUUCCAGUUUCAUCCACUACGUGUGAGAGAACGUUUAGUAAGAUGAAAUUGAUAAAAACAAUUACACGCAACACAAUGUCAGAUAAUCGACUGAGUGAUCUAUGUGUUUUAGCAGUCGAACGCGACUUCGUUGUUGAUUUCGAGAAACUUAUAGAUGAUUUUGCUGAUUUGCACAAGAAUAGUAGAAUUUUGUUAAAGUAA
Adineta ricciae is the source of this 1290-nucleotide messenger RNA. The record is from the annotation of a GenBank genome assembly. NCBI's taxonomy places the organism in Eukaryota, Metazoa, Rotifera, Eurotatoria, Adinetida, Adinetidae.